CCGGUGCGGGCCGGGAUGGCGGCGCAGGGCGGCGGGUGGCGGUGGGCGCUGGCGCUGGGCAUGGCGCUGGCCCUGGGCGGCCGCCGCUGCCCCGCCGCCCCGCUCCUCAACGCUUCGGCCGUGCCCGAGCGCUGCCGCCGCGCCGCGUCCUGCGAGCAGCUGCGGUUCGGGUCCUGCCUGGGCUCGGCGCUGCCCUACGCCGCCACCUCCACGUUGUUGGCUACGGACUCGGCUUCGCAGGAGGAGGCGCACGGGAAGCUCCUGCUCUGGUCCGGCCUGCGUAACGCCCCGCGCUGCUGGGACGUCAUCCAGCCCCUGCUCUGUGCUGUCUACAUGCCCAAGUGCGAGGACGGGCAGGUGGAGUUGCCCAGCCAGACCCUGUGCCAGGCCACCCGGGCACCAUGCACCAUCGUGGAGCGUGAGCGUGGAUGGCCAGACUUCCUCAAGUGCACCACAGACCGCUUCCCUGAGGGAUGCCCGAACGAGGUGCAGAACAUCAAGUUCAACAGCUCGGGGCAGUGUGAGGCACCGCUGGUGAGGACAGACAACCCCAAGAGCUGGUAUGAGGACGUGGAGGGUUGUGGCAUCCAGUGCCAAAACCCACUCUUCACAGAGAAGGAGCACCGUGAGAUGCACGUCUACAUCGCUGCCUUCAGCUCCGUCACCAUCUUCUGCACCUUCUUCACCCUGGCCACAUUUGUUGCUGACUGGAGGAACUCCAACCGCUACCCAGCUGUCAUCCUCUUCUACAUCAACGCCUGCUUCUUCGUGGGCAGCAUCGGUUGGUUGGCGCAGUUCAUGGAUGGGGCCCGUGAUGAGAUCGUGUGCCGGGCUGAUGGCACCAUGCGGCUGGGAGAGCCCACCUCCAACGAGACACUCUCCUGCGUCAUCAUCUUCGUCAUCGUUUACUACUCGCUGAUGUCGGGUGUCAUCUGGUUUGUCAUGCUGACCUACGCCUGGCACACUUCCUUCAAGGCACUGGGCACCACCUACCAGCCGCUGGUGGGCAAGACCUCCUACUUCCACCUCAUCACCUGGUCCAUCCCCUUCGUCCUCACCGUGGCCAUCCUGGCUGUGGCACAGGUGGAUGGUGACUCUGUCAGUGGCAUCUGCUUUGUGGGGUACAAGAACUACCGGUACCGGGCCGGCUUUGUCCUGGCGCCCAUUGGGCUUGUCCUUGUUGUGGGUGGCUACUUCCUCAUCCAGGGGGUCAUGACGCUCUUCUCCAUCAAGAGCAACCACCCUGGGCUGCUCAGCGAGAAGGCAGCCAGCAAGAUCAAUGAGACCAUGCUGCGCCUGGGCAUCUUUGGCUUCUUGGCCUUUGGCUUUGUCUUCAUCACUUUUGGUUGUCACUUCUAUGACUUCUUCAACCAGGCGGAGUGGGAACGCAGCUUUCGGGAAUAUGUGCUGUGUGAGGCCAACGUGACCAUCGCCACGCAGACCAACAAGCCCAUCCCUGACUGUGAGAUCAAGAACCGGCCGAGCCUGCUGGUGGAGAAGAUCAACCUCUUUGCCAUGUUCGGCACUGGCAUCUCCAUGAGCACAUGGGUCUGGACCAAGGCCACGCUGCUCAUCUGGAGGCGCACAUGGUGCAGGCUGACGGGGCAGAGCGAUGACCAACCCAAGAGGAUCAAGAAGAGCAAGAUGAUCGCAAAGGCCUUCUCCAAGCGCAAGGAGCUGUUGCGUGACCCAGGCCAGGAGCUAUCCUUCAGCAUGCACACCGUGACACACGAUGGCCCUGUGGCCGGUUUAGCAUUUGACAUCAACGAGCCAUCAGGUGACGUGUCCUCAGCGUGGGCCCAGCACGUCACCAAGAUGGUGGCCAGGAGGGGAGCCAUCCUGCCCCAGGACAUCUCCGUGACACCCGUGGCAACACCUGGCAAGUCCUUGGGGACCAUGUUGGGGGGGAGGGAUGAGGAGGGCUGGGAGGUGCUGGGGGGACACAGGGCAGCAUGUGGCCACUCUCACCCCAUUCCACAUCCCACAGUGCCACCAGAGGAGAGAGCCAACCUCUGGGUGGUUGAAGCCGACGUCUCCCCCGAGCUGCAGAAGCGCAGUGGCCGCAGGAAGAAGAGGAGGAAGAAGAAGAAGAAGGGGGUGAGCCCAGACCCCGAGCGCUGCCUAGGGGGUUCCGCAGCCCCCUUAGCACCCAGCACCGUCCCCCACCUGCCCCGGCUGCCACCCCAGCCCUGCCUGGUCACUUUUGCCCCCGACAUGCUUCCGGGGCUCCCACCUGAAGCCACCUUCGCCGGGCGACCAUGGGACAACCGCUGCAGAGCCAAGGUCCUGCACCUCAUCAGCAACCCCUUCUGCCCCGAGGGCGGCUCCCCGGAGGAGGAGAGGCCCAGCCCCAGCACCGGGCACCAGCAGCACAACGGGGCUCCGCUGUGGCUCCCCAGGCCAGACCCCCGUGCUGGGGGGAUGAGGACUCAGGGCCGUCGGGCCGCCUUGGGCCCCAUCCACUCCCGGACCAACCUGGUGGAUGCAGAGCUGCUGGAUGCUGAUUCGGACUUUUGAGCUUGGUGGGAUGUUGUGAGCAGAUGGGGGUGGCCCUGAAGCCUCAUCCAGUGCCAGCAGCUUGUGAGGAGACUUGGAAGCCCAUCCUGACCCACUGAGCUCGGUCCUGAGCAUCCCUCCAGCCUGGCCACUGCUGAUUUCCACCCUUGGAGGACUGUGUCACUCCCCAGGCAGACUCAAUUCACAUCCCAGCCCAGCGAGAUGCCAAAAGUAAGGUUUUGGGGUAUCCCCACGGCAUCACUGUGAGAAGAGAAACUGCAUGUUGGUGGAACAAACCCCGUCCAGGUCCUGCAGGGAUAUAUGGAGAAGGGGGACACUGCCUUUGCCCCCCAGGACAGUGGUACCAGGCAGCGGGUGAGCGCAGCUCAGGGUGGAUUUUGGGGAGCUGCAUGCCACACCUUGGGGUGCUGGGACCUGCUGCCACCCCUCACUCUCUCCCCCACUGUGAGUAGAUGGUACGUAGAGCUUCCACACACGUGUGCCAAUAGUUUUGUAAUACACCAAGCCAUGGUGCUGCAGCUGAGUGGGAUGAGCUGAUCCCUGCUCACGGGGUGUAGCAGCACCCUGGGGUGCGCCCGUUUCUCUGGGUACACCCCUCAUUCCUUCAGGGGUCCAAAAGUGCCUUCCAGCUCCCCAGAGAGCUGCACCAGACCUAUACCACAGGGUUGGUGGGCUGGUGGGCCCUGACCAGGGGAGGUGGGGAGUCACUUUGGGGUGCUCCCUGAGCCAUGAUGCCUAAACCAGGACCCAAACCAGGUGCUCUCGGGGUGCACCCACCCCCUGAGCAAAGCUUUUUUUUAUGUUUUUAACUAAACCUCCCCCAGUUUACACUAAACCCAGACAAGUGCUGAGGUAGGAGGGCUCCAGUCCCUGCUGGUGUUUUCUAUUUGUCCAUUACCCCCCAAAUCAUCUUUAUCAAACCCCAGUAGGCUCCUGGUGUUCCCUCUAUCCCAGUGACCUCCAUGGGUGCCUUUUUUUGCUGUGUAAAGGAAAACUCUCCUGUAUCAGUAUUAAAUUUACCACAUUUCCAGUG
Molecule: messenger RNA, 3550 nt
Organism: Pezoporus flaviventris
Lineage: Eukaryota; Metazoa; Chordata; Aves; Psittaciformes; Psittacidae
Gene: SMO
Product: smoothened, frizzled class receptor
Exons: 11
Coding region: 16-2517 (833 amino acids)
Biological process (GO): positive regulation of smoothened signaling pathway; commissural neuron axon guidance; smoothened signaling pathway
Cellular component (GO): cilium; plasma membrane; dendrite
Molecular function (GO): transmembrane signaling receptor activity; patched binding
Source: RefSeq, a predicted model, not a curated record